GAGAAGGAGACGGCAGGACCCCAAGCGCUGGGGAAAAGCAAAAAGAGCUGCAGGGUGCAACUCAAGAACUUGUCUUCAUCUGACUUGCAUGUGAGAACUGAUUUGGUGGGAAGGAAUCUAAAGCCAUCACCAUGGAAUUUGUAAUGAAACAAGCAUUAGGAGGGGCUACCAAAGACAUGGGCAAAAUGCUGGGUGGAGAAGAAGAGAAGGACCCAGAUGCUGCCAAGAAGGAAGAAGAACGCCAGGAGGCCCUUCGGCAGCAGGAAGAAGAAAGGAAAUCGAAAUAUGCCAAGAUGGAGGCUGAAAGGGAAGUCGUGAGGCAAGGGAUUCGGGACAAGUACGGAAUAAAGAAGAAGGAAGAAAGGGAAGCAGAGGCCCAAGCUGCUCUGGAAGCCAAUGCUGAAGGGAGUCUGACACGCCCAAAGAAGGCUAUCCCCCCAGGCUGCGGCGAUGAGGAUGAGGAGGAAGAGGAGAGCAUUCUAGACACCGUUAUCAAAUACCUGCCUGGUCCCCUCCAGGACAUGUUUAAGAAGUAAACAGCUACAGACUGCCAGCCUGUCCAUGGACAGUAACACAAUGGAUUUCUCAUUGAUCAAAUGGGGAAUUGAUACUUGCCACCCAUCACGCAACCUCUUCCCACCCGCUACGUCAGUCCCUUGUCAUUCACUCAAGCCCCGCUCCUAAUCUCCUCCCACCCUCUCCCAUCCAUUCCUUAAUUUGUACAUGUUCACAUCUAGUAGAUGCCUCCAAGUGGAUGUAAAGAUUAACAAGCUGCAGUCUACACAACUUUUUAUUAUUAUAAAGCCAUAGUUCUGCAUAUGUUAAAUAAAGGCAGGUAUACAUUAAGUGGAGGAAAGGGACUACAGCAUGCUUGCUUUCAUCUCCCAGCAAGAGGGAGCAUUCACCCACAAUAAAGGACAGGUGGCAAAUAUAUAGUCCUCAUUUAUUGGGUUUAUAUCUAACAGAGAAUCAGGCCACACCAGUUGUCCAUAGCAUUGGAAGCCCAUCUGUAGGGCUGAGCUGAAAGUAUUCAUUGUUUUUUGGGCAGUAUCAAAAAAACCCUUCCUCUUUUUGGUGUUGCAUGGGGGCAGUGCCUGUAAAAAUGUUUGCUUGUUCAUUUACACUGCCUACCCUUGUUCUCCCUCCCAGUUGACUUGGUUUGCCCUCACUGAUAUCACACAGACAAAUCUGAUCUGCUACAUAACACAGUGAUCUUGUCAUAUGCACUGUGUGAUCUCUGAUUGGCUGGGAUCACUAAUAUGAUUAAUCUAAGAAGUGUUCCUAUUCCACUCCCAAUUUACUUUUCCCCCCUUCAGUAAUGCCAUAAAAAUGUCAACUAUGAUUGGCUACAUAGCAAUAUGACAUCAUCCCAGUCACGAUCACUGUUAGGCUGUGAUCACCAACUAACUCUAGCAGGCAACAGAAGCAGGUGGGAAUAGCAGAUAAGCAGAGCAGCUAAGGACACAAUGGCCAUGAUCACAACCAUAAAAAAAGAGAAUAUUCUCACAAUCACUGCUUUGGAAGAAAUAUUUCAACAGCUCCAAAUCACUAUUUUUGGUCCAAAAAUGGAAAUGGGAGAAUAUUCAGCACAGCCCUACUCUUCUAUACUAGAGUAUCUCCAGCUCAUAUGGAAACAAAUGUUUGUUUUCUAUUACUUCCAUUAUUCAUCAUCACUGAUAAGAAAUAAUUUGGAACCUGGACCAUUUACUACUCAUAUUUCCAACCCAGAUGUAAGAGGACUGGAAG
Molecule: messenger RNA, 1746 nt
Organism: Rhineura floridana
Lineage: Eukaryota; Metazoa; Chordata; Lepidosauria; Squamata; Rhineuridae
Gene: CPLX1
Product: complexin 1
Exons: 4
Coding region: 132-536 (134 amino acids)
Biological process (GO): neurotransmitter transport; regulation of neurotransmitter secretion; synaptic vesicle exocytosis
Cellular component (GO): SNARE complex; terminal bouton
Molecular function (GO): syntaxin binding
Source: RefSeq, a predicted model, not a curated record